Messenger RNA from Lactuca virosa, 486 nucleotides. The record is from the annotation of a GenBank genome assembly. Lineage: Eukaryota; Viridiplantae; Streptophyta; Magnoliopsida; Asterales; Asteraceae.
AUGAAGAAGACACAACAUAAUGAAGCUCUAAGUGAAAACACGACAAAGUCAAGGAAGAGAAAAGCCAUAGCUUCAAAAACAAAAGAUCAACUACUUGAUGAAAAUGAAGAAGAUUCUGAUUCUGAAACAAAAGAGAUAAAGGGAAGAAAGAAGAAGAUAGUAAAGAAGCAUUUUGAUACAAUCAGAAACAGGUGUACACCUGGAGCUUUGUUAUCUGUUAUACAAGGCUUCAAUGAAGUACAAAAAGAUUGUGUGAGACAGAUGGGUUUUACGGGGAUAUUAAAGAUGAAGAUGAUAGAGGUCACAGGGGCCUUAAGCUGCUUUGUUCUUAAGAAUUUUAACUCAAAGACAAAGAAGAUAGUUUUUCAAAGAGCAGUGAUUGAUGUCACCAAAGAAUCGGUGAAAGAAAUUCUUGGAUUUCCUUUGGGAAGAAAACAGUUUUCAAAACUUCCAUUCAGAACAAAAGAAGAUAAAUGUUAUGAAUAA